Messenger RNA from Huiozyma naganishii CBS 8797, 1806 nucleotides. Its product is annotated as STE domain-containing protein. Lineage: Eukaryota; Fungi; Ascomycota; Saccharomycetes; Saccharomycetales; Saccharomycetaceae. Gene Ontology annotation, molecular function: DNA-binding transcription factor activity. Gene Ontology annotation, biological process: regulation of pseudohyphal growth; regulation of DNA-templated transcription; sexual reproduction. Gene Ontology annotation, cellular component: Ste12p-Dig1p-Dig2p complex; nucleus; Tec1p-Ste12p-Dig1p complex. The record is from RefSeq and is a predicted model, not a curated record. The coding region runs from base 1 to 1806 and encodes 601 amino acids. The transcript has a single exon.
AUGGAUUCCAUGAACAACAGAAUGGAAACAAUCUUGAAGGAGGACUAUAACGACAGCCAUGAAUCUCUACAGAGAAGCACACCAGAGGAGGUGGAGGAGUCACUUAGGCUCAUCGAUGACCUGAAGUAUUUUUUGUCCUCGGCGCCAGCGAACUGGCAAGAGAACCAGAUUAUAAGACGAUAUUACCUGAACAAUGAACAGGGUUUCGUGUCGUGCGUCUUUUGGAAUAACGUCUACUAUGUGACAGGGACAGAUAUUGUCAAAUGCUGCGUUUACAGGAUGCAAAAGUUCGGGAGAGCCAUCAUUCAGAAGAAGAAAUUCGAAGAAGGUAUAUUUUCAGACCUUCGAAACCUGAAAUGCGGGAUUGAUGCUACGCUGGAGCAACCUAAGUCUGACUUCCUCGCAUUUUUGUUUAGAAACUCUUGUCUCAAGACGCAAAAGAAGCAAAAAGUCUUCUUCUGGUUUAGCGUUCCUUACGAUAAGCUGUUCAGAGACGCGCUAGAAAGGGACCUGAAGAGAGAGACGUUAGACCAGCAAUCCACUACCAGAGCACUUUCGGAACCAGCGCUGUCUUUCCAGUACAAUAUCAAACUGGGGACGUCUCUGUCCGAACAGUUGCAGAAGCAUAUCAAGCAAAUGAGAUUGCCGGACGAACUCGACGCUAUGGAUGAUGAACCUGAAUUGAAGGAAGAACCGUCUAUUUUAGACUGCAUGAAAAUCAAUGUCGAUGACGACGUAACGGAGUCAAGCGUUCCUUUGACACCUGCAUUCAACUCCUCAGCACCCACGUCAAUACAGAUACUGGAGACAGAGGAUGUACCAAUACUGCACGACAAGACGGUUCUAGAUAUUCCCCCAACGGCAUCGUUGAAUCUCGAUCCUUAUCAAUCUAUGGUGACACCAGUGAAGCUAGGCCAAUCUCUCAGUUCUGAUAGAGUGGGUUUACCUGAGCUCGACAAGGAAGUGGAUGAUGACGCUUUCCCUUUGGACUACUUUCCCAUUGACAUAGAAUAUCCGGAUUUAAUGAAUAGCCAGAUGAGUAAUCCGAACACCAACGGUGUUGGGCUGAUAAGCACAGCAGAGAUUAAUGAAAGUUAUCAAAACCCGUUCUUGCACAUUCCGAAAACGAAAAAAUCUAAAGCGUAUCCAACGUCUGCCACGUCAUUAGUAAUGCCUUACAUGGACAGUAAUAUAAAUCAAUCGCUUCCUGAUAGCGAAGAACUAUCAAACUUAUCGGGACUUAAUAUGUUGCCACAACAAAGGAUACCAUACGGAUAUCAGCAGCAGCUUUCAUAUAACCCUUGCAUCAAUAUUAUGCCGUCCAGACACCCUGGUGAUAUAAUGGCGCAAACAAUAGAACCUCGAGCUGCAAAUGCAUCCACUGGUACUCCAAUCUUCCCCGGGUGUGAUGCCAUCUACACUCCACAAGAAAUCAGCGAUUGGAAAGCUUUCUUGCAGCAACAACCAUCCCAUAUGCAAAUCAUCCAAACGCCACACUCUUCAAACGUCAUCAAUCCAUAUGGGUCCGCUUACCAUUCUGCAGAUCCAGCUAUGUGGGGUCAUUCGCUCUAUAUGGGCAAUGGUUCUACAACUCCACUACACAUGGAGAAAACAGCACAGUUCAUAAGAAGGAAACAAUUCCGUAACAUGGUACCUUCUUCAACGUUUACAAGAAAGGGAAAGGUUAUGAAGACGCCACAUAUAAAGAAAUACGAUCCGUCAAAGGAGAAGAGAUCGAAAUAUCAAAAAAAGUUUAGGGACAACACUAAACAAAGCACGACGGUCGAUCAUGAUGUUAAGAAUUAA